UGGCCUUUUCCUUCUUUACGCACAGAUCCUGCAGAUUAAAUUGCGCACCCAGCCUUUUUUGGCAAGACUCUCGCUAAUCCGUUUAUAUCGGUACAAAUUGGGAUAAAUCUGUGUUUUACUCGGGGUCAAAAUGUUCUCCACACUCAGCAAACAGAUGAGGAAUCACCCAGCUCUGAUUCCUCUUGCCAUCUUCAUUGGUGGAGGCGCAGCCAUGUCCAUGAUGUACCUCGCUCGUCUGGCUUUGAGGAACCCUGACGUGAGCUGGGAUCGUAAGAACAACCCAGAGCCCUGGAACAAGAUGGCCCCAACUGAUCAGUACAAGUUUUACGCAGUUAACAUCGACUACAGCAAGCUGAAGAAGCAAGGCCCUGACUUCUAAACAUCAUAUUUGCUGGACCAAAAAAACAACAACAAUACAAAUAUCAGCUGAUCCGCACAUCCCCAACUUUAUAACUUUUGUUUUUUUGGAGAGAGUUUGAUUUAAUGAUGCAGAGGCUAAAUCCGCACAAUGGUUCAUAUUUAAGUUUGGUCAUUGCAUCCAUUACAUUGGCGCUUUUUUCCUGACAAUUUGUCUCUUGUUUCUCAUUGGUGAGUGGUUGUCAUUAAAUAAAGAUGAGGAGUCUUUUCUCCUUCAUACAGAGAAAAGAACUUGUUUUCAUUUA
Molecule: messenger RNA, 662 nt
Organism: Scomber japonicus (chub mackerel)
Lineage: Eukaryota; Metazoa; Chordata; Actinopteri; Scombriformes; Scombridae
Gene: coxfa4a
Product: NDUFA4 mitochondrial complex associated a
Exons: 4
Coding region: 131-379 (82 amino acids)
Source: RefSeq, a predicted model, not a curated record